UUAAACUUUCUGAAACUUCGCGUCAGUCCGCUGUUGCUGCUCCGCCAGCGCACACUGCCUGCCCUCUUCACAAAGACUUGCUCUACGAUAUAUUACUCUUAAUAAUGCACGGCCAUGACUCUUUACUGCUUUUCUUCCCUUUUGUUCUCUUUCGCAUCGGACUGAAUGCAAUAUCAGCGCAAUCGGCCAUGUACGAGACAGAUGUGGUCGUUCCACAGCAGCUGCGGCCGGACGAGGUGCACCUGCUCCAGGGAGCCUACAGGUGGAGCAGGGGUCGCAGACCACGCUCGGACCAUCAGCAGGAGGACCACCUGUUUCUACGACUGCCUGCUUUCGGAAAGGAGCUUUACUUGCAGCUCCAGAGAGACGACUCUUUCCUCGCCGAGGAGUUUGUGACGGAGGAGAGGGGUGAGGAGGGCAGCUUUCAGCACGAGCCUGUUCUAAGGGUCAGACGGUGUUUCUAUACCGGAGCCGUUCUCAAUCACACAGACUCUUUCGCCUCAUUGGACGCUUGCGGUGGACUGACUGGCCUGGUUCAGACUGAAGAGGAAAGACUGUUCAUCGAGCCAGUGGGCCAGGCUGCGGAUUCCUUCUCUGGCUGGGAACACCGAGUGAUCCGGGAAAAGCAUUCUUCAUCGGAUGGACCUGCUACUGCUGAAGAGAGCGGCCCGAAAUUCUGCCAAACCAUCCAAGACAGGAAGAAAGAGAAAAGGGCAAAAGGAGCAGAGGAGGUCCGAGGCAGGAGGAACGCCAUCAGGCUGAGCAGAGAAUACACGGUGGAGACGGUCGUGGUGGCCGACGUUGACAUGGUGCAGUAUCACGGAGCUGAGGCCGCCCAGCGCUUCCUGCUCACUGUCAUGAACAUGGUGUAUAACAUGUUUCAACACCAGAGUUUGGGUGUGAGGAUCCACAUCCGGGUUACCAAGUUGGUUCUCCUGCACACCCGUCCAGAAAAGCUGAAGGUGGGCCACCAUGGAGAAAAAGCCCUGGAGAGCUUCUGUCACUGGCAGCAUGAGGAAUACGGCGCACGAUACCUGGGUAACAAUCACGUUCCUGGGAGCAGAGACGAUCCUCCUCCUGUGGACGUGGCUGUGCUGGUCACCAGAACAGAUUUUUGCGUCCAUAAAGAUGAGCCUUGUGACACAGUUGGAAUCGCUUAUCUGGGCGGCACCUGUAGCUCCAGGAGGAAGUGUGUGCUGGCGGAGGACAACGGACUCAACCUGGCCUUCACCAUCGCUCAUGAGCUGGGCCACAACAUGGGCAUGAGCCAUGAUGACGAUCACGCCAGCUGCGCGGGCCACUCUCACAUCAUGUCCGGGGAAUGGGUCAAAGGUCGUAACCCCAGUGACCUCUCCUGGUCCAGCUGCAGUCAUGACGACCUGGAGAAGUUCCUCAGAUCGAAAGCAAGUGCCUGUUUGCUGCAUACUGACCCACGUAACCGCUACCUCAUCCGUCUGCCGGCCAAACUUCCCGGGAUGCACUACAGCGCUGACGAACAGUGCCAGAUCCUCUUCGGCACCAACGCUACGUUCUGCACUGAUAUGGAGCACCUGAUGUGUGCUGGUCUCUGGUGUUUGGUGGAAGGCGACAAGUCAUGUAAAACCAAACUAGAUCCACCGCUGGACGGCACUGAAUGUGGAGCCGACAAGUGGUGCAGGGCGGGUGAGUGCGUCAGUAAAACACCCAUCCCGCAGCAUGUGGAUGGAGACUGGAGUCCAUGGAGCACGUGGAGCAUGUGCAGCCGAACAUGUGGCACAGGAGCGUGCUUCAGACAGAGGAAAUGUGACAACCCCCCGCCCGGUCCAGGAGGAAAGUACUGCCAGAAGACCAGCGUGGAGCACAAAGUGUGUGAAGGGCCGCCGUGUACGAAGGGUCUGCCCACGUUUAGAGACCAGCAGUGUCAGUCUCAUGACCGGCAGGCCAGUAAGAAGAAAAGCCAGAUGUGGACAGCUGUGAUCGACGAUGAAAAGCCAUGCGCUCUGUAUUGUUCACCCAUCGGCAGUGAUGCACCGGUACUAGUGGCAGAGCGUGUGCUGGACGGAACGCCAUGUGGACCUUACGAGAGCGACCUGUGUGUGAGCGGAAAAUGUCAGAAAAUCGGCUGUGACGGCAUCAUCGGUUCUUCUGCAAAAGAAGACCAGUGCGGCGUCUGCAACGGUGAUGGCAAAUCCUGCUGGAUCGUCAAAGGAGACUUCAACCACUCCAAAGGGAUGGGUUACAUCGAGGCAGCUGUCAUUCCGGUGGGAGCUCGGCGAAUCAAAGUUGUGGAAGACAAACCGUCCCAUAGCUUUCUGGCUCUGAAGGACUCCAGCAAGCGAUCCAUAAACAAUGACUGGAAAAUCGAGCUGCCAGGGGAGUUUGAGCUUGCUGGCACCACGGUCCGCUAUGUGAGGAGAGGACUGUGGGAAAAAAUGUCUGCCAAGGGACCCACUAAGACUCCACUCCACCUCAUGGUUCUGCUGUUCCACGAUCAGACAUACGGGAUCCAUUAUGAGUACACGGUUGCCCUGAACCAGUCGCAGGAGAACGUCAGCGGUCCGGUGAAGGAACCAGAGCACAUGUACCUGUGGACUCACAGCAGCUGGGAGGACUGCAGUGUGCACUGUGGAGGAGGGGAGAGAAGGACUGUGGUCUCGUGCAUGAGAAUCGUUAACAAGACCAUGACUCAAGUCAACGACAGCUACUGUCAGGUGGAGAACAGACCCGCGCCUCAGAUCCGCCGCUGCAACAUCCACCCCUGCCAAUACAGGUGGGUGACAGGCGAAUGGGCGCAGUGUUCAGUAACCUGCGGGAAAGGCUUGCAGCAGAGGGAAGUUGGCUGCGUGUACCAGCUGCAAAAUGGCACGUACAUCCCCACCAGAGACCUGUACUGUCUGAGCUACAAACCAGCCAGCGUACAGCACUGCGAGGGGCGCCACUGCCUCACCGUCUGGGAGGCCUCCGAAUGGUCCAAGUGUUCCUCUGAAUGUGGUCGCGGCAGCAGGAAGAGGACAGUGACCUGCACCAAUCCUCAGGGUCUCUGUGAUCCCGUGUCUCGUCCUGCAGAGGUGGAGAUGUGUGAGGAUCACUCCAAAUGUUAUGAGUGGAAGACCGGCGAAUGGUCCAAGUGCUCAUCAUCCUGUGGGCGGGGCCUGCAGUCCAGAGUGGUCCAAUGCAUGCACAAAGUGACCGGUCGCCAUGGUAGCGACUGCCCAGCAGUCCUGAAGCCCACCGCGUACAGGCAGUGUCAUCUUGGGACGUGUAAUGUGAAAGUCAAUGUGAACACCAUCACCUCCCCUAGACUGGCUGCAUUGACGUACAAGUGCACGGGGGAUCAGUGGGCGGUUUACUGCAGGGUGAUCCGAGAGAAGAACCUGUGCCAGGACAUGCGCUGGUACCAACGCUGCUGCCAGACCUGCAGAGACUUUUACACCAACAAAAUGCCCCCUAAGAGUUAAUGACCCUGGCACUCCCACACACAGAGGUUUAUUUUUGCCUUCUCCAUUUGUACUGUCAAAAACCACGUUUUUUAUUCUUAUUAAAAAUGUUCUUACAUGAAAAAAUGAAAGCAGUGGAACAGAUAUUUCCAGCAGAACACACUCUAUGCAAGUACGUAAACGUAACCAUUUCUAUGCAUAACUUUAUCACCCCCCUGCACUGAGUAUGUACUUGCAGUGUGUUUGCCAAGCGUUUGCGUACUUGCAUUACGUUUGUUUCUUGUUUACGGGCUUGAAGGUUUCUUGUUUCGUCAUGUUUUGCUGUAAUCCACACUUUGGCCCUGGAAGUGACUUCUUCAGCAUACUGGCCUGCCUGUUGCACUGUGGGUAAAACUCAUUUCACCAAAAACUGCUUUCUUAAGGCCACUGGUUGGCCAAUAGCUGAUGGACUUUGUAACAACAGCUUGUUUUUUCCAGAUCCGUAUCGACAAUCUUUUGUUUUGUUUUUGAUUGUAUUAUUAUAAUUAGCUGUCUUGUUAUAUUGGCUCUGUAAUCAAAACCUAGUGAACUUCCUUGCUCCUUCAAUCACAAUUGAUUUCAGUAGAGUUUAGAAUUGACCUGUUUCUAAGCUAACAAUGCAAUACUCUAGGAACACACAAAUAUUGGACAGCAUUGUAGUUUUUUAUUAGACUGAACAAUUUUUUGUAAAUGCUUUUAGGUACUGAAUGGAUUUUAUACAAUAUAUAAUCAUCUUUUCCGUUUCAUCCACCAAUUCAGAUGUUUUCUGAGCUUGUUGCAGUGCAUUUAUACUUAUGCAUUUGGCAGAUGCUUUUAUCCAAAGCAUCUUACAUUGCAUUCAUGGUUUACAUUUUUACAUCAGUUCAUGCCUUCCCUGGGAAUCGGACCCAUGAUCUGGCUGUUGCUAGCAGCAGGCUUGAUUGCAUAAUCUGUUAAUGCAUAAUCAGAGAAUAAAACCUCCAUAAUGCAUAGCAUAAUCUAGCAUAAUCUGAUUGAGUUUUGUGCUACUUCAGUAAAGCGUGAAAUGCAUAGCGUACAUAUUGACCUUCACACACCAUCGAUGCCUUUAAAUGCUCACUAGGUUUUGGAACAGAGCGUAUAUGUGUGUGUGUUCGAGACCUUGGCUCUCAUCUACCAGGUUGCACAAGGUCACAACAGGUGCUAGACAAAUUUCACUACUGUGAAAUUCAGCAGUUUCUCCACGUUUUGUUCUUGUACUUUUGUAUGUAUUUAAAUGAAACGUGUUUUUUAAUGUUUGUUGGGAUUAUUUAAUACAUAUUGUAUCUAACUGCUUCUGUCAGAACUAUUUGGUGCAACAGCUUCAUGUUCCAGGCACAGUGAAUAUCUCUUCUGUAUUCCAGUACUGUAUGUCAGUAGUUGCACACGUGAUCAGUACUUAAAUUGACACUUUUGAUGGUGCUAAUUUGAACAUUUCAGACUGUUCGUACAAAAAAAUAUAAUAAUA
Messenger RNA from Sinocyclocheilus rhinocerous, 4899 nucleotides. RefSeq names its product A disintegrin and metalloproteinase with thrombospondin motifs 17-like. Gene Ontology annotation, cellular component: extracellular matrix. NCBI's taxonomy places the organism in Eukaryota, Metazoa, Chordata, Actinopteri, Cypriniformes, Cyprinidae. Gene Ontology annotation, molecular function: metalloendopeptidase activity. The record is from RefSeq and is a predicted model, not a curated record. The transcript is spliced from 23 exons. Gene Ontology annotation, biological process: proteolysis; extracellular matrix organization. The coding region runs from base 105 to 3437 and encodes 1110 amino acids.